Messenger RNA from Pyricularia grisea, 1626 nucleotides. RefSeq lists its product as uncharacterized. The transcript is spliced from 3 exons. Gene Ontology annotation, molecular function: oxidoreductase activity, acting on paired donors, with incorporation or reduction of molecular oxygen; iron ion binding; monooxygenase activity. The record is from RefSeq and is a predicted model, not a curated record. NCBI's taxonomy places the organism in Eukaryota, Fungi, Ascomycota, Sordariomycetes, Magnaporthales, Pyriculariaceae. Bases 1 to 1626 code for a protein of 541 amino acids.
AUGGGCUCUUUUAACCUAGAUGUCACCUCCCUUAACGGGAUUGCGGCCAAGGGACUAGUCACGCGACUAUCUGGCCUUGGGAGUGUGCUGCUUGGCGGCGUCGUCGUUUACUACAUUGGCCUGGCCGUGUACAGACUCUACUUUCACCCACUUGCCAAAUUCCCUGGCCCACCUCUCCUGGCCAUCAGUAGCGUACCCUUUCUCUUCCAAAACUACAUGCAAGGAAACUUUGCGCCGAGUGUAGGGGCGCUCCAUGCAAAGUACGGCAAGAUCGUGCGCAUUGCGCCCGACCGACUGGCCGUCGAGGGUUCCAUCGGGUGGACCGACGUAUACGGACACCGCCCGGGAGGUAACGAGACCGAGUUUCGGAAGGUCAAGGGGUUCUAUGGUCCCCCGCAGGAUAAUCAUAUUAUCGCUACCCUCACCCGCGAGGACCACCGACGCCAACGGCGCGCUCUCGGUCAUGCAUUUAGCGACACGGCCAUGCAUGAGCAGGAGCCCCUGAUCACGUACUACGUCGACCUUUUAAUUCGCCGCAUGUCCGAAGAAGUCCGCAGCGGUGCUCCCUCUGAUUUUCUCAAAUGGUUCAACUAUGUUAGCUUCGAUAUCAUUGGCGACCUGUCCUUUGCCGCCUCAUUCAAGUCCCUCGAAACCCGCAAGGCUCACCCCUGGAUCACAAACAUGUUCGAAGGCAUCAAGGGAAACUCUUACAAUCGCUUCAUCAGGAGCACCUCCCCGCUUCUCCUACCGCUAGCCACGUUCGCUCUGAAAGGCGCCACCAAGGCCUACUGGGAGAACCGCAAGUAUGCCGACGUGACGGCCAAGGCUCGCAUUGAAAAGGGAGCUGACGACGACAAGACGGACAUGAUUGGUACCGAUGGCAAGCCGGUUGUCAGGCGAGAUUUCAUAAGCUACAUGAUGCGCGAGAACAGGGACAAGCAGGCCUUGUCCGAGGCGGAGAUCAUCCGCAACGCCAGCAUCCUCGUCACUGCCGGGAGCGAGACGACGGCGACGUGCAUGUCCGUCCUUGCCUACCUGUUCAGCCUGCCCGAGAAUCGCAAGUGGCUCGAUGCCGCCGUCGCCGAGAUUCGGGGCCACUUCAAGCGGGAGGCUGACGUCCAGCUAAGCACUGUCGGCGCAAAUGUGCUACCUAUCCUGCAUGCCUGCAUCGAGGAGGCGCUUCGCAUCCACCCGCCGGUCCCUGAAACUCCACCAAGAACCUCCCCUGGCGCCGUUGUUGGCGGAGAGUAUAUUCCCAAGGGCACAAUCAUUGGAGUGUACCAGCUCGCCACGUACCACAACCCUGAGAACUUCCUCGAAGCCGACAAGUUCCGACCGCAGCGCUUCCUGUCCCCAAGCCAUCCCUUGUACGAACCCCAGUUCGCCAAGGAUAACACGGCCGUUUUCAAGCCCUUCAGCUACGGCCCGCGCGACUGCAUCGGCAAGAACCUGGCCUAUACCGAAAUGCGCCUCAUCCUGUCGAGGAUUCUGCUUCGUUUUGAUAUUGUGAACCUAGAACCCGUCAGCAAGGAUUGGUUUCAGAGGCAGCGUGCCUUUGUUGUCUGGGAGAAGGGGCCCAUGGUGCUUAGGCUUAAGGAGAGGACUGACCUGGAACUCAAGGCCUGA